AUGGCAUCGCCUGAGAAUCAACCUCUUGGCGUCCAGUCAUCGCCCGUGCUAUCUACGGCGGUUCCCGAAUGGAGCUCAGAGCCUGUUCUUCUGAAAGACUUUGCAUCCAAACGGCAAGUUCCAGGUUUUGCCAAAGUGGUCAAGGGAACAUAUAUGACUUUAGGGAGUAACAAAUUUUCCUUUCAGAAACAACAUCAUGAGGUGUUUAUUCAUUCGGUUAAGGUGGGUGUUAAGGUUUUGGCUCACUGUCUUCGGCGAAUGGAGGCAACGGGUAUUUUACGAAGAGGCGGGCACAACGUGUAUGCAACAACAAGACUCUAUGCUUUGGAUCAACGUUUAGCUAUACCCAUUUCUUACCAAGGCUGGUUUGAGCUUCUUUCUGAAGAUGGGAAAUCAGCAAGGCCGAUCACUAGUGUGAUGGAGCUAGCGAAAUUCAACCCAGAAAGAUGUCUUGUCCGUGAGAACAUGAAAGCAUACCUCAUGGGCGAUGACGGAAGACUAACUUUUGAUAAAUUUCGAGUUUUGCUAGCAGGCGAACAAAUCAUUCUCAACGGCGAACUGACUUUGCCUUCGCCAGGAGAAAACAAGAAAGUGAAAAUGCUUCGGUGUUUAGAUUCUAAGGGGGAGAUAAUAUUUCUGGGGUUUGAUCAAUCUGGAAUGUUCACGCCCAUAGCAGGAGAAAACGAUUUCGCCGGUGUUUUCAACAUUCGGGAUGUGGUUAAACGGUUCAGACUUCCACUAACUGUCAAACUAGUACAAGGGGUCAGGCCGAAGGUUGACCCUUCGAGAUUUACUGGUCUGAUUCGUCUUGACUGGGUCUACACAGACGAGACCGCGUUUGUGUGUCCCGUAGAAAAGAACCAUGUGAGACUUCUUCCUGUUCCAGUGGAUGUGAAUUUACAGGUAGUCUCCGCAUUGAAUGAACAAGAAAUUAAAUCCACUGAAUUAUAUCGGUCUAUGAUGAUGAGAUGUAACAGAAUGAUAUCGAACUACAACAACACGUUACAUCUCAUAGUCCAGAUACCAGAUGUUGUAGCGUCAAGAGGUAAGAAUCGAUCAAGCAACAUGUUUUCCAUACCUUUUCAGUCAGAAACAUUAGGACCCAGCAGUGCAAGAGCUAAAUCCAGAGAGAUGCGACUAAUGGACGAAAUUGAUGAUCUUUAUGCUUACGUUCGGGAUGGCGGAGCGCCUCCUACGAAAUCAAAGUUCACUUAUGAUUCUGACGAAGAGAGCUACUGGGAGGAACCUGCUUACGAGCCUUUGGAUGAUUUCCGAGCAAGGCUGCGAGCACUGGAAGCAGGCGAGAGAGUCAACUAUCAUUCUAAAUACCAGCCUAAAGAUCCAAGACAUCUGAUCUUAGACUCAGAACAUGAUCUUAGAAACGGAACAAUGAACGGCUCUCCAAAAGUUUUGAGAGUUCAGCAGGACAGCAUCACCAGCCAGGUGCCUCCAUUACCACCUCGACCUCUAGACCUUCCAUCAAACCCUCCUCAAUCUUUCUCAGCGACCAUCACAUCACCAAGUGUUGACAUUGAAGAUGAAGACAAAACACCAACUAACAAAGUUGCCCCGGAAAUGCUAGGCAAGCAGCAAAUGAGAAAUGAUGGGGAUAUUACCACAGUAUAUAAUCUGGGUUUGGUAUCUUCUCAGUCCACCUUGGGCAUAUCGCCUAAGCCAACACAGAUCCCACAGGAGGCAGUACAGCGAUCUAAAACAUUUUAUUACACGAAAACUUCAGGUCCUCAAACCAGUAAAAAGGAUCGCCUCGUUGUAUCGAAAAAAGAGAGUCCGGAUUCAUCAAAUUCAGGGAGUAGUGGAAAUGGUCACCGCAACCAUAUUGCCAGAGACUUCAAAGACUCUGAUAUCAGCUCUCUGGCAAAAGGUGGUUCUUCAGGGUCAUCAGGGCGUGGGCCGUCCAACGUCCGAAAAAAGAUCCAAACGAUGUACUUGUGA
Molecule: messenger RNA, 1953 nt
Organism: Candidula unifasciata
Lineage: Eukaryota; Metazoa; Mollusca; Gastropoda; Stylommatophora; Geomitridae
Source: the annotation of a GenBank genome assembly